Corythoichthys intestinalis (scribbled pipefish) is the source of this 2642-nucleotide messenger RNA. RefSeq lists its product as uncharacterized. The transcript has 8 exons. NCBI's taxonomy places the organism in Eukaryota, Metazoa, Chordata, Actinopteri, Syngnathiformes, Syngnathidae. Bases 69 to 1679 code for a protein of 536 amino acids. The record is from RefSeq and is a predicted model, not a curated record.
CUAAUAGCACCCACCUGCGAGCGUGACGUUCUUUUACGCAUACAUUUGCGAGGAAACAGAACGUGACAAUGGAAACGAAAUAUAUUUAUUUUUUGUUUUGUGUUGUAUUAUUUUUUGGGUGCUGCGAAAUGAGCUUGAAGUUCACCGACAGGCCAAUUGAAGUUACAAAACUAGGCAGUCCACAUUCCAAACAUCACACCUCUCGCGGGUUUCUUGACCAUGAUCCAACAGUUGGAAAAAAACGUUUCAACCGGACAUACCUUCCAGACGUCUUGCUGACCUGCUCAGCGUUCGACUUGGUCGUCCGGGUCAAGCCAUCUUUCUACGGAUUCGGUGCAGACGAGUCAGAGCUCCAAUUGGGCCAAAGCUGCCGAAGCAACGGUGUCCUGAGACCGUACGGAGACCUGCUCUUUGCAUAUCCCCUGACGGCGUGCGGCUCCCGGAAAGAAUCAACGAGCGACUUCUUGGUCUACAAAUUCACUCUCCAUUAUGAACCUUCAACGGAGAGGUUUCCAAGCGGAGCGCCUCGGUUUGACGUCGUAAUUGAAUGUCGUUAUCAAAGGUACAACUAUGUACACCAACUCGCAGUCAAGCCCACUUGGACGACAGUGCAUUUGCGGAAAAAUCUGAGAGUGCAUCCAAAUGAGUUCCAAAUCCAUUUGAUGGAUGAUUCAUGGAGCAACCCGGUCAAAAAUCAAGUGUUCCGGCUUGGCCAGAAAGUUAAUGUCCAGGUCUCUGCUCCACAUCUGCCUACCAGAAGGAGACUGUACAUCAACAACUGCUUCGCUUUACCAGACAAUAACUCUUCUAUAUCCCACAAAUACACUAUUAUUGGCAAUUUGGGGUGUAUGCUGGACAGCAAGCGGGACCCUGGCGGGGCUUCUCGGUUCAUCUCACGCGCUAAUAAGACCCUGAGAUUUUCGUUCAAAGCCUUCCAGUUUAUUUUUGAUCCGGAGAGUGAGAUCAGCAUUUACUGCAAAUUGUUUGCUUCAUCCAAAGAACCAAGUCCAGCUCAGAAAUCAUGCUCUUACAGAAACAAAAGGUGGAAGGCUCUCUUGGGACAUGACUCUAUAUGCCAGUGCUGUGAUUCACAGUGUGGGAGCUCAAAGUCAAAGAGAAUAAGCAUAGAAGGUUCUGUAAGAAGUGCCCUGUUGGUUGCGGAUCAGCCACUUGUUAUUGAGGAAGGCUUACUACGUGUCAGUAGAAUGACUCAACCUCAACAUGUGCACAGUGGUGACAUCUUGUGGCCAAAUGAUGAUGUACCCAAAAAUGAUAAAGAUUAUGGAGGAAAAAGUGUGAUUCUGAGGGGAAAGCUAGGACAUACCGUUGGGAAAGUCGACCUUGAGAAGAAAAAGUCUGAAGAGGCAGGUUUAAAAGGGUUCAUAAAGGAUGGAUAUGAUGUGGUGGAGGAAGAAUUUAAAGGCCUAGGUGCCAAACAUGCGAUCCAAGAUGAUGAAAUCAAAAGGGAAGAGUUGAGAGACCAAGUGAGAAUGGAGCAUAUGUUAGUUUCACAAGUCCCUGAGCAAAAACUAGUUCCAAAACUUAAUACUGAAGGUGAUGAAGGAAACAAACACACAAAUGGGACAAAAGAGGCUGCAAAAACGCAAUCCUCUGACGUCCAAAAUAAUUAUGAGCAGGUAGAUGAUAAAGAGCUGGCUUGGUAUUUUUCAUGGACGUAGUAUAAUUGAAUGCAUCAAUCUUCAUGGAAAUAUUUUUGUUUGACAUUAAAACACUGUACAUGUGGCAGUUUUUGUAGUUUCUUGUAGAACUAUCUUGUUAUUCAACAAUCCUGACAUUAAAUCAUUAAAGUUAUAGCUUAGAACAGAUGUGAAACCUGAAAUAACAGUCGAACAAGUUGCCUGAUUUAUUACCCUCAACAGCAAAACCCACACAUAAGUAACAGACCAUAUAACGGUGUUCAUAAGUCUUUAUUUUUUUCCUUAUAUAAAAUGAUUUAUUACAUUAGUUUUGGAAAGUGGGGAGAGUUCAAAGCAAAAUAAUCCCACUAUUUGAGUCAUAACAGCAGCAGAAACAGUGUUUCGGUAUUACUUGACAGUGAUUAUUAACUGACCCCCAAUUAUACAUAAUAGGCCAUGGACACGAAUCCUUAAAGGAAAAAAACAUACGAUAUGUGUAAGAGUGAUGCAUAAACUCAUUAUUUUAGAGAUUUACACAACUUUGCAAAGAGGACUGUGGGCAUCCGCUUUUUGAAAAAUAACUUAAGAUUUGUUUUCUUAAACGUGUUCGGAAACAUCUUUGGUAAAUUUGAGAACAAACCAGAUUUAGCUUUAUUUACAGAAGAGGGCGCCCUGAAGUCCCAUUGUCAGAUUUCGGACAGGCACCGAUUCAGCAGGUCAUACAAAAGUGGUACAAUCAUUUUCAAACACUCAAGGGCAGCGUAUUUCAAUGGUUUCUUGCACAAGUAAAGCUCAAAAUGCCAUGUGACAGGAAAAAUGUGCUGUAGCUAUUAAACUGUUGAAUGUACACUUGAAAAACCCACACCAUUUGCAUCAAUGAAUUUUCUUACAUCUUAACAGUAAAAUCCAUCGUUUGAAGGGAUCAUGUCUCUCCUCCUCCAGCACUACCUGCUUCUGCACUAUUUGAUUUCCCUGCAGCGUCUAAAGUUGGAGAGAAAAAAAAAG